AGCAGAUUAUGCUGUGAAGCGUCUGAGGGGAGGGAGCGGAGCAGGAAAGGGAGAGAUAUGCUGGCUGCUACAGUAACGUCCACUGGCAGGGCAGGCUGCCCCAUCUGUCUGUGCCCCCUUACAACACACACAGACUCUCUCUCUCUCUCUCUCUCUGUCUCUCUCGUUGUCUCUCUCUCCCUGAGCUCUGAGCCGCUGUGCUGAACCUACGCCCCUUCAAACCCUAGACCCUUGGCACGGACUAACCAGGGGCCCUCUUGGCACGUCUGCUCUUUUCCAAAGCCACAUUUGGAGCCUACUGAGAAGGAUUACAAAGUUAGGCUCACAGUGACUAAGUUUCUGGGCCGCUUCAAGCCAAGCUAUUCGGGGGAUUCUUUUUCAUCCAGAGUUGAGGCGUUGGUGAUUUGAGGGUUUAUCUUUCUUCAGGGUUUUCCAGAAAGGAGUGGGACACUUCUGGUCCAUCACUCCUUUUUCUUCCCGCGGAUGUGUCUGUCGGAGAGGUAGAGAAGUGAGGCGGUGGCAUAAAGGCGUGAAGCAGAAUGAUGAGUGGAGGAGUGAAGGAACUUAAGACAGUGGUCUAAAAUGUUGAUUGAAUUCCACGUAUGGAAGUGUGCAUGCUUACCGUAGUGUACACUAGGAUGUGUGAGUCGGCGUGUCUGUUAGCUUUCUUCUGACCAAGCGGUUAUGUGUCUACUAGAGGGUCAUCAGUAUCCCCUGCCUGGGCUUGACAGCAUCUCAGAGAACCUUCCAGAGCCUCGGACCUCUGGUGCAGCUGGGGUCUUCUGGGUCUAACGUGAUCAAACCCCUGUUCCUCUGCACCGCAGGGACCCCCAGGGCAAGCUCAGCACUCUCUGUCUGCUCGACGUCUUAAGAACCAGUGCAUCUCCAGACUUCUGGCAGAGCUGUGCUGCUCCGGGUUUCUUGUGACUGGACACAGCCUACCUGACUGGACUGGACCUACGUGACCCUCAACGAGGUUGCCGGGGGGAUUGCCAGCGGCCAUGGGAGUACGUUCUCGGAGUGCCGGUGGAUGGGGCAGAGGUGCUGGAGCCGGGAAGGGGCGGCGGAUGAUUUCCGUGUCCCUGUGGAUGAUCUGUUCCAGCUGGCUCUGUUGGAGUGCCAACGCACAGAUGAAGAUACCGCCUGAAACGGUUCAGCAAUGGGCAGUCUCCUAUGGAAAACAAAUUCUUGCUCUGUCAACAAAAUAUUCUGGUUCUCUUCUACUGCAGAAGAAAUACAAAGACAUUGAGUCAACGGUGAAGAUGGAGGAGGUGGACGGCGAAGAGUUGGUGAAGAGGUUUGCCGAGGAGAUGGAGGGCAUGCUGGGUAGAAAAAUGAAAUCAGUCAAGAGGUUGGCCGAGGCCGCAGAGGAUGCAGACCUUUACCACGAGUUCAACGCCACCUUACAGUUUGACUACUACAACUCCAUGACGAUCAACUCCGUGGAUGAAGAGGGUAACCCCGUGGAGCUGGGAGGGGAGUUUCCUCUGGAGGAGAACGAACACUUCAAUAAACUGGCGGUCAACACGCAGCAGAGCGACAUCCAGGUCCCCACCAACGUAUACAACAAAGAUCCUAAUAUUCUAAAUGGAGUCUACAUGUCGGAGGCCCUGAAUGAUGUGUUCCUGGAUAACUUCCAGAAGGACCCUACGCUAACCUGGCAGUACUUUGGGAGCGCCACUGGCUUUUUCAGACUAUACCCUGGCAUCGCGUGGACCCCGGACGAAAAUGGCGUCGUCACGUUUGACUGCAGGAACAGAAACUGGUACAUUCAGGCGGCGACCUCUCCCAAGGACAUCAUCAUCGUGGUGGACAUCAGUGGAAGUAUGAAGGGGCUCAGGCUCACCAUCGCCAAGCACACCAUCAACACCAUCCUGGACACGCUGGGCGAGAACGACUUUGUCAAUGUCAUCGCCUACAGCGACUACGUCCAGUACGUGGAACCCUGCUUCAAGGGCACCUUGGUCCAGGCUGACCUGGAUAAUCGAGAGCACUUCAAACUCCUGGUAGAAGAGCUGCAGGUGAAGGGAGAAGGGAAAGUGAAGAAGGCCAUGAAGGAAUCCUUUAAAAUCCUCAAUGAGGCUGCGGCGCGGGGACAAGGCAGUCUGUGUAACCAGGCCAUCAUGCUAAUCACUGACGGAGCCAUGGAGGACUACGAGGACGUGUUUCAGGAGUUCAACUGGCCUGAACGCAGGGUCCGUGUUUUCACAUACCUCAUUGGUCGGGAGGUGACCUUUGCACAGAAUGUGAAGUGGAUCGCCUGCAACAACAAAGGUUACUACACACACAUAUCCACCCUGGCUGAUGUCCAGGAGAACGUGAUGGAAUAUCUUCACGUCCUCAGUCGACCAAUGGUCAUCAACCAUGAUCAUGACAUCAUCUGGACAGAGGCUUACAUGGACAGUGUGCUGCCAAACACUGAAGAGCUGUUCAACACUCGUGCUCAGAGCCUGCUACUCAUGACCACAGUAGCUAUGCCUGUGUUCAGUAAGAAGAAAGAAACGCUGUCCCAUGGGAUCCUCCUGGGUGUGGUGGGGACAGAUGUCCCUCUGAAAGAACUGAUGCGAUUGGCUCCUCGAUAUAAGCUGGGGGUCCACGGCUACGCUUUUCUCAAUACCAACAAUGGCUACAUCCUCUCCCACCCUGACCUCCGACCUCUGUAUAAGGAGGGGAAGAAGCUGAAGCCGAAACCCAACUACAACAGUGUUGACCUGUCGGAGGUGGAGUGGGAGGACGAUGACGAGAAGUUGAGAACUGCCAUGGUGAAAGGAGAGACUGGAAGUAUGUCCUUAGAUGUCAGAGCCACUGUGGAGAAAGGGAGGAGAGUUAUGUUCCUGAAGAAUGACUACUUCUACACCACCAUCAACGAGACACCAUUCAGUCUUGGGAUCGUGCUGACCAGAGGCCAUGGAGAAUUCAUCUUCACAGGAAACGUGUCCAUUAAAGAGGGCCUCAACGACCUGAUGCAGCCCGAUGUGACUAUCGCUGAUGAGUGGACUUACUGUGAAACAGACAUUGACCCUCACCACCGUAAGCUGACCCAGCACCAGGCUGUGUUUCGAUACCUCACAGGGAAGGAGCCUGAUUUGGAGUGUGACGAGAAGCUGUUGAGACAGACUCUGUUCGACGCUGUGGUGACUGCUCCCAUGGAGGCCUACUGGACAGCCGUCAUGCUGGACUCCUCUGGUAUGGAGGAGGGGGUGGAAACUGCUUUCCUGGGAACCCGUUCGGGUCUGAUGAGGGUCACCAGAUAUGUCGGCAGUGAGAAGCGUGUCGCCAAACGAAAGGUCUUCUCCAAGAAGUUCCUAUCUCCGUCAGACAAGGAGAACAUUUUUACAUUGGACCACUUUCCUCUGUGGUAUCGUCGCGCCGCUGAGUACCCCGCUGGCAAGUUCCUGUACUACAUCCCCAAGGAGGACACCCGAGAUGUUUUCAGGGAUUAUGAGGAGGAUUACAGCUCCACCAGUCCAGAAGACCUUGACCAGCAGGAUCAGGAAGAACUGGACGAGGUAUCAGGGAAGAUGGUGAUCUCUACUACAGCUGUGACUGUCACUGUGGAAAAGAAGACUGCAGUAGCUGGAGCCAUUGGCAUUCAGAUGACCUUGGACCUGUUAGAGACGAGGUUCUGGGCUACGGCUAAGCAGCCCAAUGACACAGACUGCUCUAAUACCGAGGGGAUCUGUCCAUUGACCUGUGAAGCCAUGGACCUGGCCUGCUACAUCAUUGACAACAAUGCUUUCAUCAUCAUCUCCAAAGAAAGAAACGAUGUGGGGAGGUUCUUUGGAGAGGUUGAUGGGUCUGUGAUGGCUCAGCUCAUCAGAAUGGGUAUGUUCAAAAGGGUAUCUUUGUAUGACUACCAGGCUAUGUGUAAAAUGGGAGGACAUUCCACCAGUAGCGCUCGACCACUUCUUAGUCCCUUUUAUGGCAUGGUGGCUGCUCUGAAAUGGUUCCUCACCAACUUCUUGCUAUUUUUACUGGAGUUUAACAUCUGUGGUUUCUGGCACUCAGACCACUUGGCUGAAGCCAAGCCAGGCUUCAAAGCGUCAGCCCAGAGGAAGAAGGCAGACAUCUUGCAGCCUUGUGACACAGAGUAUCCUAGCUUUGUCUACGAGCCCUCCAUCAAGGAGACCAACAGCCUCAUCAAGUGUGGACGCUGUCAGAAGAUGUUUGUGACCCAGGCUGUCCCGGACAGUAACCUGCUGAUACUGGUGGUGCAGGCAGACUGUGACUGCUCCAGGCAGUACCCCCCCAUCACAAUGAAUCCCAAAGAAGUCAAAUAUAACGCAUCAGUGAAGUGUGACAGGAUGAAAUCACAGAAGGUCCGCAGGAGGCCAGAGUCCUGCCACGCCUACCACCCACAUGAAAAUGCCAAGGAGUGUGGAGGGGCAUCACACAUCUACCCAUCUGUCUCUCUCUUCCUUACCUGUCUCACUGCCUCCCUGGCCUGUCUCAAGGCCUCCGCACUGGUCUGUCGAUGACAGACAGACACAUACCUUACCUUCCCCCUCGAGGAAUCCAGAAUGCCUGACCUUAGCAUGCCUGCAUCAUGUUUAUCAAUACAUUUCACCGUACGACUUCAGUUUAUUACGUUGAUCGUUUGUGUUUUGGACUGAGAAGAACAUGGAAUAUUCACCCCGAGCCCCUGGGAGGCUGACUCUCUUUGAACACUCGAAGACCGCCAGAGUGUUGCCUCUUCUGGACAAGACUUCUAAAACUAUGAAAGGGCUUUAUUUAUUAUUUUCCUCUUCUGUGUCUUAUAAGGGAGCAAUCACAGUGUUUUCUAUGGAAAAGGAAAUGUGCUUUGACCGAGGAACGGAUAUCUCCGGCCCAUAUUUUUGUAGGAAUUUGCAAAUAAGACCAUGGGAAGCUACUCAUAACUCUUUGAAUUAUGUUUUUUUUUUUAAAUAAAAGACUAUAAUAACGAA
Messenger RNA from Esox lucius (northern pike), 4925 nucleotides. RefSeq names its product calcium channel, voltage-dependent, alpha 2/delta subunit 4a (gene cacna2d4a). The transcript has 40 exons. The record is from RefSeq and is a predicted model, not a curated record. Bases 1002 to 4478 code for a protein of 1158 amino acids. Gene Ontology annotation, cellular component: voltage-gated calcium channel complex. Gene Ontology annotation, molecular function: voltage-gated calcium channel activity. Lineage: Eukaryota; Metazoa; Chordata; Actinopteri; Esociformes; Esocidae.